UGGGCGGUCCUUGCCGCUCACCGCAAGAAGAAAAGCCACCCAUUCGUCCCCCUCCCCUACCUCCAAUCCUUUGCCCAGGAGCUGCCUUGAUCGCAGUCACGCCCCUUCCUUCCGAGGAGAUUUCUGGCUGCCCAAGCUGGUAGACCCCCUGAUUUAUUCCUUCAUCUCCGCUCCCUUUCGCCUCAUCUUCUCUUAGUUCUCACCGCCUCCUCCACCCCCACCUCCAGUCUGUCUCGCCUCCGACCAUCCGCUGCUCCACCCUCCGGCCCGGUAUCCUGCUUGUCCACUGCCACCAAGGAGAGCCCGGACCGAGCAGCGAGGAGGGGAGCAGCCGGGAGUUGGGGCUUCCCUCCUGCCCAUCCCUGGCCUCCGGCCUGGGACGGAAGCCUCUUGAGCGAGCAGAGUCGUCACCUUGUCUUCGUUGCUUACAGGGAGCUGUAGAGAAGGACAAAUAAGACAACAGAAGUGAAAGAGCUUUUGUCUCCUUAGAAGAAAGGCUGAGAAACUUAAGAGUGACCAGUGGUUGGACUCUUGGCGGCGCUAACCCUGAACCUGAGUGUUAGGGGAGAGGGAAUCUGCGUUGCGGUUUCUGGAGCUGCUCAUAAGCAAGAAUUCCCUAUCCUGAUCAAGGCUUUAAGCCUAAAAGAAAGCAGAAAUAGGUCAAGGGCAGCCCAGGUGCCCAAUUUCUCUCUCUCUUCACAAGGCACCACCAGCAAUAGAGAUGAGAAAUUCUGAAGAACAGCCAAGUGGAGGAACCACGGUUUUGCAGCGUCUGCUACAAGAGCAGCUUCGCUAUGGCAAUCCUAAUGAAAACCGCAACCUGCUUGCCAUACACCAGCAAGCCACAGGGAACGGACCUCCUUUCCCCAGUGGCAGUGGGAACCCAGGCCCUCAGAAUGAUGUGUUGAGCCCCCAAGACCACCACCAACAACUCGUGGCUCAUGCUGCUCGACAAGAACCCCAGGGGCAGGAAAUCCAGUCAGAAAAUAUCAUCAUGGAGAAGCAGCUUUCCCCUCGAAUGCAGAAUAAUGAAGAACUCCCGACCUAUGAAGAAGCCAAGGUCCAGUCCCAGUACUUUCGGGGCCAGCAGCAUGCCAGCGUUGGAGCUGCCUUCUACGUCACUGGAGUGACCAACCAGAAGAUGAGGACUGAGGGCCGCCCAUCAGUUCAGCGACUUAAUCCUGGAAAGAUGCACCAGGAUGAAGGACUCCGAGACCUUAAGCAGGGACACGUUCGCUCCCUGAGUGAACGGCUCAUGCAGAUGUCACUGGCCACCAGUGGAGUUAAGACCCAUCCACCUGUCACCAGCGCUCCCCUCUCCCCACCACAACCCAAUGACCUCUACAAGAAUCCCACAAGUUCCAGUGAAUUCUACAAGGCCCAGGGGCCACCUCCCAGCCAGCAUAGCCUGAAGGGCAUGGAACACCGAGGCCCCCCACCAGAGUAUCCCUUCAAGGGCAUGCCACCCCAAUCUGUAGUGUGCAAGCCCCAAGAGCCAGGGCACUUCUAUAGUGAGCAUCGUCUGAACCAGCCAGGGAGAACAGAGGGGCAACUGAUGAGGUAUCAGCAUCCCCCUGAAUAUGGAGCAGCCAGGCCAACGCAGGACAUCUCAUUGCCGUUGUCAGCCAGGAACUCUCAGCCUCACAGCCCUACUUCUUCCCUCACGUCUGGGGGUUCCUUGCCCUUGCUGCAGUCUCCACCCUCCACUAGAUUGUCUCCUGCCCAACACCCCUUGGUCCCAAACCAAGGAGACCACUCAGCUCACCUGCCUAGGACGCAGCAGCAUUUCCUUCCUAACCAGGCUCACCAGGGGGAUCAUUACCGUCUCACCCAGCCUGGCCUGAAUCCACAGCAGCCACAGCAGCCGCCGCACCAUCACCACCAUCACCAGCAGCAGCAGCAGCAGCCGCCGCCGCCGCCGCCGCAGCAGCAGCCGGGAGAAACCUAUUCAGCUAUGCCUCGGGCUCAGCAGUCGUCUGCUUCGUAUCAGCCAAUGCCAGCCGACCCUUUUGCCAUUGUUUCUAGAGCCCAGCAGAUGGUUGAGAUUCUCUCAGAUGAGAACCGAAACUUGCGGCAGGAGCUAGAAGGCUGCUACGAGAAGGUGGCAAGACUGCAGAAGGUGGAGACAGAGAUCCAGCGUGUCUCGGAGGCAUAUGAGAAUCUUGUGAAGUCCUCCUCUAAACGAGAGGCCCUGGAGAAAGCCAUGAGGAACAAGCUCGAGGGCGAGAUUCGGAGGAUGCAUGACUUCAACAGGGAUCUGAGAGAGCGUCUGGAGACUGCCAACAAGCAGCUUGCAGAGAAGGAAUAUGAGGGGUCAGAAGAUACCAGAAAAACCAUCUCUCAGCUCUUUGCAAAAAAUAAGGAGAGUCAGCGGGAGAAGGAGAAACUGGAAGCAGAGCUGGCCACUGCCCGUUCUACCAACGAGGACCAAAGGCGACACAUUGAAAUCCGAGACCAGGCCCUGAGCAACGCCCAGGCCAAGGUGGUAAAGCUGGAGGAAGAGCUGAAAAAGAAGCAAGUGUAUGUCGAUAAAGUGGAAAAGAUGCAGCAGGCUCUUGUACAGCUGCAGGCAGCAUGUGAGAAACGUGAGCAGCUGGAGCACCGUCUCCGGACACGACUGGAGAGAGAACUGGAAUCCCUUCGAAUCCAGCAGCGCCAGGGCAACUCUCAGCCCACCAACGUUUCAGAAUACAAUGCCGCUGCCCUGAUGGAGCUGCUUCGUGAGAAGGAGGAGAGGAUCCUGGCCCUGGAAGCCGAUAUGACUAAGUGGGAGCAGAAGUAUUUGGAGGAGAACGUGAUGAGACAUUUUGCUCUGGAUGCUGCAGCGACCGUAGCUGCCCAGAGGGACACAACAGUCAUCAGCCACUCUCCUAACACCAGUUAUGACACAGCUCUAGAAGCUCGAAUCCAGAAGGAGGAAGAAGAAAUCUUGAUGGCCAAUAAGCGUUGCCUUGACAUGGAGGGCAGGAUCAAGACCCUCCAUGCCCAGAUUAUUGAGAAGGAUGCCAUGAUCAAAGUACUCCAGCAGCGUUCCCGGAAGGAGCCGAGUAAGACAGAGCAGCUGUCAUCCAUGCGGCCAGCAAAGUCUCUGAUGUCCAUUUCCAAUGCUGGAUCAGGCUUGCUCUCCCACUCUUCCACCUUGACCGGCACCCCCAUCAUGGAGGAGAAGCGGGAUGACAAGAGCUGGAAGGGGAGCUUAGGUAUCCUCCUGGGUGGAGACUACCGUGCCGAGUCUGUACCUUCCACGCCUUCGCCUGUGCCGCCCUCCACUCCCCUGCUCUCAGCUCACUCCAAGACUGGCAGCCGGGACUGCAGCACCCAAACGGAACGGGGAACGGAACCCAACAAAACCGCAGCUGUCGCUCCAAUCUCUGUUCCUGCUCCAGUUGCUGCUGCCGCCACUGCUGCUGCCAUCACUGCCGCCGCUGCCACCAACACUGCCACCGCUGCCACCAACACCACCACCAUGGUAGCUGCUGCUCCAGUGGCUGUGGCUGCCGCUGCUCCAACUGCUGCCACCCCAUCUCCAGCAACUGCUGCUGCUGCUCUUGCCGCUGCUGUUUCUCCAGCUGCUGCUGCUCCGAUUCCAGCUGCUGCCUCUGCUGUUGCUGCUGCUGUUGUUGCUCCUGCUGCUGCUGCUGUUCAGGUUGCUCCAGCUGCUCCGGCUCCGGUUCUAGCUCCAGCUCCAACUCCGGUUCCGGCUCCAGCAACGGCUCAGGUUUCUGCUCCGGCUCAGACUCAGGCACCAGCUCCGGCUCCGACUGCGGCUGCUCCUCCAGCUCCAGCUUCAACUCCAGCUUUGGCUCAGGCUGAGGCUCCUGCAAGUCCAGCUCCCAGUUCUGGACCACGUCGUUCGCCUGUACCAAGUUUGAGCUGCAAUCCAGAUAAGACGGAUGGCCCUGUUUUCCACUGCAAUACUCUGGAAAGAAAAGCUCCCAUUCAGAUCCUGGGACAAGAGCCUGAUGCAGAGAUGGUGGAAUAUCUCAUCUAAACGGCCUAAUCCAGAGCUGCAGUGUAUCAGCAAGAAUGUUUUUAAUCAUUUUUCCCUUUUGUUUGUUCUUCUUUUGAGGGUCAGGACAAGGGUUGGGGGGGAAUGUUUUUUUUAAUGGGACUUUUUAUUGAAACAACAUAGUACUUAGGUAUAUACCAUACGAACUCCAGUCUGUUCUGGUACACUUAGAGAGUACCUCGGAAGCCAGAUCAAUCAGAAUGUGCUCUAGAGUCUCUUGUUCGGAUUUCUCCAAAUACUGGGACUGUUUCUAGCUGGGUAGACAUCAAUGUUCUCAAUGUGCUGAAAUUUGUUGAGCAUUUCCAUAUUCCAGAUCAUUCUUUGAUUCGAAGAGCACAGCAUGUUCGGAAGACAGUGUGUAACAUGUAGUUCGGAAGUGGGAAGCCAGAAAGAAUGUGGGUGUGUGCUGUUUUGUAUAGUAACCAUAUAGGCAGCAUCCAGAGAGAGCUCUCGCCUCGGGCUCACGAAAAGGAAUAGCUUUAGGAGCUCCAUAAACUGGAGAAAAGGUAGGGAGUAUUGGGGUAUGGAAGGGUGCUGGAGCUAAUUUUCCCUCCCAAUUUCCCAGCUACCCUGGGCCAGGAGAGUGUGUUUUUCUUUAUUUCAGCGGUGCUUUGGAAGUGGAUUCUUUUGGUUCCCUCAUGGAGGUUCAUACAUUCAUAUAUAUACUCUGGAGUAAUUUAUGCAUUGGGGUAAUUAAUAUAUUGCUUUCAGAUGCUAGGAGAGUAAAUUAGCUGAGUGUUACACAACUUCUUCUCUCUUAGGGAGUUAGACCAUCAGAGGCCUUGAUGGAGAGUUGCAUGAGGUGCUGUAUGCAGACUGGUGUGGUCUGUGUGUAGCCAGGAGCACAGCUUACUUGCCUUUCCCGAGACCAAUCUGCUUAGUGUUUAUUUUUUCUCCAGCACAGAUUCACUGGUUGUGUCACCCGUCUCAAAUUGCCAGUCAUUUGCCAGAUGAGGAAGCAUUUCUGUUGACGGGUUGAAUGCUUUGCAUUUCUGGUGACUACUUUGAAAUAACUCAUGUUGUCUUUCCCAAAUUCUUCAAAAGCAUAGUUGACUAUCACCUCCAAGGGAAGAGCAUCAGAAGCCCAAAGUACUAUGCUGCGGUCAGGGGAGGGGGGCUGCAGCAGUAUCCUCAGCUACCUCUUCUCACUGCCAGUGACUCCAUCUGGGAAUACCUUUGGAGAGCAGCAGGAAAUGCGCAUGUGGGCAGGGACCAAGGAGGCCAGGGCCCCAAGCCUUAGGGCUGCCUCUAGGGACACAGAAGGGCUGCCUGUUGCCACAGGCCUCUGCCCUGUGUCACCUCUCUGCCCUUCCUUAAGGUGACAAACCCACAGAUAAUGUCAUUAAGAUAAGUUUUCAGGGGUAUG
Messenger RNA from Phacochoerus africanus (Common warthog), 5375 nucleotides. It is a transcript of the gene AMOT, whose product is annotated as angiomotin. Gene Ontology annotation, cellular component: cytoplasmic vesicle; lamellipodium; bicellular tight junction. The record is from RefSeq and is a predicted model, not a curated record. The transcript is spliced from 14 exons. Gene Ontology annotation, molecular function: signaling receptor activity. Gene Ontology annotation, biological process: establishment of cell polarity involved in ameboidal cell migration; angiogenesis; regulation of cell migration. NCBI's taxonomy places the organism in Eukaryota, Metazoa, Chordata, Mammalia, Artiodactyla, Suidae. The coding region runs from base 722 to 3991 and encodes 1089 amino acids.